This is a messenger RNA of Talpa occidentalis (Iberian mole), 1270 nucleotides long. RefSeq names its product ankyrin repeat domain 2 (gene ANKRD2). Gene Ontology annotation, molecular function: RNA polymerase II-specific DNA-binding transcription factor binding. Lineage: Eukaryota; Metazoa; Chordata; Mammalia; Eulipotyphla; Talpidae. The record is from RefSeq and is a predicted model, not a curated record. Gene Ontology annotation, biological process: regulation of transcription by RNA polymerase II. Gene Ontology annotation, cellular component: nucleus.
AUGCAGGCUUGGGCUGCUCAGGGUGAAGGUGAUAGGUGGGGAAGGCAGGUGGAGAAUUGGGCCCGUGACCUCAUUGCAAAGGCGCCUGGGCGGGAGGGGGGGGGUACCCUGGCCUAUAAAGCCCCCGAGGCUCUGUGGCUGGCAGAGGCUAUUACACACGGCACCAUGGCAGCUUCAGAGGCUGUGCAGAGAGCCACGGAGCUUAUUGAGCAGCGGCUGGCGCAGGAGGAGGAGAAUGAGAAGCUCCAAGGAGCUGCCUGCCAGAAGGUGGCCAUGGACAUGCUGGUGCUGGAGGAUGAGAAGCAGCACGGGGCACAGAGUCUCGCCUUACACCAGGUUAAGGGCCAAGAGCGGGUGCGCAAGACGUCCCUGGACCUGCGGAGGGAGAUCAUCGACGUGGGUGGGAUCCAAAACCUCAUCGAGCUGCGGAAGAAGCGCAAGCAGAAGAAGCGGGAGGCCUUGGCUGCCGCCCAGGAGCCGCCCGCUGAGCCCGAGGAGAUCGCUGGCCCCGUGGACGAGGAGAUGUUCCUGAAAGCGGCAGUGGAGGGGAAGCUGAAGGUCGUGGAGAAGUUCCUGGCCGAUGGGGGUCCCGUGGACACCUGUGAUCAGUUCCGCAGGACAGCCCUGCACCGAGCUUCCCUGGAGGGCCACAUGGAGAUCCUGGAGAAGCUCCUGGAGAGUGGGGCCACUGUGGACUUCCAGGACAGGCUGGAUUGCACAGCCAUGCAUUGGGCCUGCCGAGGGGGCCACUUAGAGGUGGUGAAACUCCUGCAAAGCCGAGGAGCAGACACCAACGUGAGGGAUAAGCUGCUGAGCACUCCGCUGCAUGUGGCGGUUCGGACGGGGCACGUGGAGGUUGUGGAGUACUUUCUAUCGCUGGGCCUGGAUAUCAAUGCCAAAGACAGAGAAGGGGACAGCGCCCUGCAUGAUGCAGUGAGGCUCAACCGCUACAAAAUCAUCAAACUGCUGCUCCUGCAUGGGGCUGACAUGAUGACCAAAAACCUGGCAGGGAAGACCCCCACAGAUCUGGUGCAGCUGUGGCAAGCUGACACCCGGCAAGCUCUGGAGCAUCCUGAGCCAGAGGCAGAGCAGAAUGGGCUGGUGGGGCCUGCUGAGAGUGGGCAGGAGACCCCCCAACCUGAGCCAGCCCAGUAAGGCCCACUCCAGGCCAGCCAGGCACCCUCCCCAGCCCCUGCAUCAGCCAGAGAGACACAAGAAAGGGCCUGUGUGUGACCUGAGAGGCCCCUCCCUGCCCAGCUACUAAAAUUAA